Leguminivora glycinivorella is the source of this 4512-nucleotide messenger RNA. It is a transcript of the gene Chsy, whose product is annotated as chondroitin sulfate synthase 1. NCBI's taxonomy places the organism in Eukaryota, Metazoa, Arthropoda, Insecta, Lepidoptera, Tortricidae. The transcript has 6 exons. Gene Ontology annotation, cellular component: Golgi cisterna membrane. Bases 393 to 2984 code for a protein of 863 amino acids. The record is from RefSeq and is a predicted model, not a curated record. Gene Ontology annotation, molecular function: glucuronosyl-N-acetylgalactosaminyl-proteoglycan 4-beta-N-acetylgalactosaminyltransferase activity.
ACCGGGUGUGCGAAGGCGACGGAGACAGAAAGUUGCAGGUUACAAGCAGGCCAGUCUGCCAUCGGCCCGCGCUCGAGUCGCAUGCCCGCGGCGCUCCGCUAUCGGAACUUGUUCCCGACAUGAACGUCUCGCGUUACGCUACUCGCUGCGCCUCGCCGCGUCGCCGAUAAAAUCUGCGAAUCCGAUAUUUGGUCGAUAGAGAGACAACAUUCGUGUUACGAGAGCACUCGCCGGCCAUGUGAUCGCUCCCCGCCGAUGGGAGCGAAAACCGAACAAAAAAGCCGCCUGCUAAUGUAUCCCGCCUACAAAAAAGGGAUAAAAAGGCUAUUCCUGGAAUGCGCACAUGUCGACGCCGGGUAACAGGCAGCUACUGAUCCCGCAGUGUCGUCGAGAUGCCCCGCAGGAGUAAAUGGAUGCAUCUGGUGGCGGGCGUCGUCGCCGGCGUCACCCUCGGGGUCUUCCUCAAGCUCUGCUUAAAGCCGUCCUCGAGGACCUCCAUAGAAGCAUGUGAAGCAUCGAAACUUAUAUCGCCGGAUCCGCUGGCUUUGAUAGAUUUAAGACCGGAAGAGACUAUCGAGAAUUCCAAUAGGAGUUUAGUGUUUGUGGGUGUCAUGACUGCCGAGCAGUAUUUGAAUUCUAGAGCGAAGGCUGUGAUCGAAACGUGGGCACAGGACUUGCCCGGUCGGAUAGCAUUUUUCAGUUCGGAGGUGUCUCGAGCCCCGGGGCUCCCGCUGGUGCCGCUGCGGAAUGUGGACGACAGCUAUCCGCCGCAGAAGAAGUCAUUCCUCAUGCUCUUGUACAUGUACGAGAAGUACGGUGAAAAGUUCGAGUGGUUUAUGCGCGCGGACGAUGACAUUUACGUGAGAGGUGAUAAGUUGGGUGAAUUUCUGCGUUCAGUGGACAGUAGGAAGCCACAGUUCAUCGGACAGGCGGGGAGAGGAACUAACGAUGAACGUGACGCUUUAGCAUUGGAUUACAAUGAGAAUUUUUGUAUGGGUGGCCCGGGAGUGAUGUUGUCUAGGGAGACGUUGAGGAGGGUGGCUCCUCACGUGAAGUACUGCCUGAAGCACCUGUACACGACGCACGAGGACGUGGAGCUGGGCCGGUGCGUGGCGAAGUUUGCCGGCGUGUCGUGCACGUGGAGUUAUGACAUGCAGACGAUCCUACACCACAACGGGAGCGGCGCAGCGGCGUACACAGGGCGACUAAAGAAGCGUGAGGUGCACCGAGCCAUCACGUUGCAUCCUGUGAAGGACCAUCGCCAUAUGUACAGGCUGCAUACUUACUUUAAGAACCUCCGUAUCCAAGACACCCGUGAACUGUCAGUAGACCUGCACAGAGACAUCUCGAUGUGUAUGAAGGAGUUACAUGUUUCGAAGGAGGAAGUUGCUGAUUACAUGCUCCCGGGAAAUGUGCCUCUCUUCCCUGCCAAGAUUGGAGAUAAGGAUUAUGCGGGAGACAAUAAUAUAUUAGGUGCCCCUAUCGACAUGAGUCGUUAUCAACCAUCGUCUCUGAACGACAUUCUGACGUUUGACUUCAUCAGCAAGUCGAUAUACUCUACCACGCACUCCAACCCGAAGAGACGGAUCGAAUCGCCGCUGAAAGAGGCGCUGGACGAUGUUAUUCGAGAAGUAAUGGAAAUAAUCAACGCUCCAUCAAGACAGCGCGGUCGAGUGAUCGACUUCAAUGAGCUUCUCUACGGCUACACAAGACUGGAUCCACUGCACGGUGCUGAUCAUAUUCUGGAUUUACUUCUUCGGUAUCGGAGGUAUCGAGGACGCAAGAUGACUGCUGCGGUCAGGAGGCACGCUUAUCUGCAGCAGACAUUUACGGGUAUGGAGAUAAGAGAACUUCCAAUGGGAGAGCCAGCACCGAGCGAGGAUCCCGAGUUAUCGGACAAUGCCGACGCAAAGGACCCCUUGGACUACGACUUUGACGAGUCUAGUCAGCAGCAGAAUGGCUUCCUAGACUUCGGGAAGCUGGGGGUCAAAGAGGCCCUCGAAACGGGACUAAUGAAGCUCCAAAAUCUACCUAAAGUUCUCAAAUGGAGCGACGCUGAUAUAGAGGAGUAUCCUGUGUAUAGUAGAAUAAUCAAUUUUAUAUUGCCCCUUAUGGGCAGACAAGAAAUCUUCGGACGUUUCAUGAAAAAUUAUGAAGAUAUCGUCCUGAAAACUGACGAGGCUGUGACAUUAAUAGUCGUACUAUAUUUAGAUAGUAAGAAUCCAUUGGACUAUGGAAAUACGGAAUCCCUAAUAGCGUAUUAUAGGGAUCUAUAUGGGAAGGAGAUAAAACUUGUCCAAAUGGGAUCAACCACAUUUUCAAGAGGCGCUGCGCUCACAGAAGGAUUGAAGCAGUGCUUAGACGACGACUUAGUAUUCUUCGUAGACGUAGAUAUAAUGUUCAAUUUCGAAAGUCUUAGGCGGGUAAGGAUAAAUACAAUAAAAUACAAUCAAAUCUACUUCCCCAUAGUGUUCAGCGAAUACGAUCCGGACGUUAUUACUGGAGAGGACUAUAAUAAAUUCAAGGGUGAAACGUUAGUUAUAAAUAGUGAUUUAGGUAGGUACGUGGACAGUUUAGAAAGUGGUGCUAAAUCGGAGCGUGAACUAACUAAUUUGAGAUACAGUAAAGAGAUACAUGACGACUAUGGGUACUUUAGGCAAUACGGUUUUGGUAUACUAAGUAUAUUUAAGAGAGAUUUUGAAAGAAUAGGUGGGUUCGACCUGACCAUUAAGGGUUGGGGGUUGGAAGAUGUUCAAUUGUUUGAAACUAUGAUAAAGUCUAACUUGACUGUGUAUCGGGGACCAGAUGACAGUUUGGUGCAUAUCUUCCACUCGGUAGACUGUGAUAGGAAUUUAGAGAAGAGUCAGUUUUUGAUGUGCCUGGGGACGAAGGCUUCGACCCACGGGAAUGACAAGCACAUGACAUAUUACAUGUUGAACCACCCGGAUGUGCUGUGGCCAGACUCGGAGAAAGGUGCUAGCUAGUACAGGGUUCCGGCUUAGCUUAUUCUAUAACUAACAACUCUCUUUUGUAAAGAGGUUGUGUGUAAUUGUAAAUAAAAUUACAUUUACUCAAUCUGCAUUUGGUACUGGGAACUGUUCCGAAAGUCAAAAGUAUGUUAUACUUUUUUUAGUCAGUUUUAUUUAGAUAUGUACUAUUUUUAGUAUUUUUAAAGUAAGAUAUAUAUUAACAAAAUUUUGGAGUUAUGUCACAAAAUAUUUUAAGUUUGAUAUUUUUAUGAGAAAUUCUACAUGACAUGGAGUUUUGUUUUAUCCUUAUGAACAAUUUUUAUAUUAGCUACGUAAAAAAAACUGGCUUUUAAUUUAACAUAGAGAUUCCUAGUCUGAAGUCAGAUUAUGUAGGUAAAUGCAACUUGAUUUUAGUAUUUUUUCGUGGUAAUACCGAUAUUAACUACGCAUAAUUUUAUUUAUUUCUGUUAAAACGGUAUAAUCGAGAGAGAGCAUACGUAAUUCAAGGUCUGUAAGUGAAUAAGUAGUUUUUCAAUGUCUUUAUUUGUCUAAAAUAACUUCAUCACUUAUUUUUAACUUUCUAAGAGAGAUGUACAAGUAUGUGGGGGAUGUGAAAAUGAAAAAUGAUAUACAAUCUCUUCCUGAAAUAGCCUUAUAAUAAAAUAAAAUAAAAACAUUAAAACAUAUUAAAAAUUUAAAACAUUGAAAAGCUACUUUUCUUCAGCAUCAAGUUCACUUAGGUAUUGUUGUUCCUAUAGUUAGACAAACAAAUAUAAGGGGAUGAAAACUACCAACAACUUAAAAGAUCACGCACCAAUUUGACAAUAUCUUUUGACCCUUUGAACGCCAAGAACCACUAAAGUGGGCGUAUGCCGUCACACCUCGGAAAAUGGCGAUCAAUCUUAUUAUAUGAAAGAAGCGCGUUCCUGCGCACACAGUCUAAGCUCGUGUAGGCUUGUACGAGUGAGAUAAGGCAGGUCGACUGGUCGCGUUUUUGACAGAUGUUAACUGUGAGGUAACCGAGACCGGGUGGGCGGCACUUUCAGCAGGAAGCAGGGAGUGGCCAUACUGUACGAUACUACUCUUUAUUAUACUGUGGUGUCAUCGUGCCUACCACGCUAAUAGCCACUAAAAAGUGGCCAUGGCGGACGCUGUCCUGCUGACAGAUAAGGUUUUUAAUUUCGUAAUUUACUAGUAGAGGUAUUGGUGUGUAGGGCGCAUUUUGAUGCUAGCGGCUGGCGUUCAAAAGGUGGAGUAGUGGCAAUUUGGACCAGGGGCCCAUUUCUCGAAGCUACAAGUUACAAUUUACAAGUGGUUGUUAAUGUCUAAUAUGACAAGUUGGAAAGAGACUUCCGCUUGUAACUUGUAACGUUCAGCUUUGAGAAAUGGGCCCCUGGGGGCGGAAGUCUCGGAAGCGACGACCUGUCUGGCCUAGCGCGUAGUAGCCCUGCCUGCUACGCCGCGGUCCCGGGUUCGAAUCCCGGUAAGGGCAUUUAUUUGUGUGACGAGCACAGAUAUUUGUUUCUGAGUCAUGGAUGUUUUC